Molecule: messenger RNA, 7753 nt
Organism: Hypanus sabinus (Atlantic stingray)
Lineage: Eukaryota; Metazoa; Chordata; Chondrichthyes; Myliobatiformes; Dasyatidae
Gene: etfbkmt
Product: electron transfer flavoprotein subunit beta lysine methyltransferase
Exons: 4
Coding region: 217-687 (156 amino acids)
Biological process (GO): peptidyl-lysine trimethylation
Cellular component (GO): mitochondrial matrix
Molecular function (GO): protein-lysine N-methyltransferase activity
Source: RefSeq, a predicted model, not a curated record
UUUUUGUAGUGCAGCUGAAAAAAAAAGGUUGGGCUGGGUAGGAAGCCGAAAGGUCUGGUGCCAGGAACCCUGACUCACGAGGACAAAGUUGAAGGCAGAACCAGCGCAGUGGGGAGGACAAAUGCAGCUGGACCGAGAAGUGCUGAGUUCCUCCCACUGUUGAGGGAUAGAGUUCGAGGGUGUGCACGAGUAUUUUUUCCCCCUAGCCGGGGAGCCAUGCGUCUCUACCGCUGUAUCCCUCACCUCGGACGAUGCCUGUCACAUCGGCUCCACACACCUUCCGCGGCGGAACUGCGAGCGUUUAUCGUCCGCAAUACGGAGCCAGUGAUCGAGCACUUAAGCCCGGAGAUAACCCUGCGGCUCCUAACUCCACGCUGCCCCUUCUGGAGCCAGGCGGCCCAUCGGUGGCCCUUCGGCGACCCCUACUGGGCCAUUUAUUGGCCGGGGGGCCAGGCGCUGUCCAGAUACAUUCUGGAUAACCCUGCAGUCACAAAGGCAAAGAAGGUUUUGGACCUGGGAAGCGGCUGUGGUGCCUCUGCCAUUGCAGCUGUUAUGAGCGGAGCGACUGAUGUUCUUGCCAAUGACAUUGACCCACCAGAGUUGCCUGGGGUGUUCCUUUGGCUUCGGUGUAGUUAUUGCCAGGAUACUGACUCACCAGCGGUUGGACCUACCAGAUUUCUUACUUGAUAAACUUCCCUAGGGAGCAACCACUCUCAAAAGGCAUGGUUUGAAUGUAAACGUUGAUGAUCAGCAGUCUCAGACUCCAGAAGAGAAAAGGACAUCGAAGUCAAGCUCAAUAUGGUUGUCAUUUGCUGUCCACAUGGCAGGAAUCAGAUAUGAGAAUGAAAGAAGAAACUAAGUGUUGGAGGUAACUUAUCCCCUCAAACUUGCCCAACCAGUCUACUAUAUACGAUCUGCUCCAAGCCUCCUUUCCUCUUCUGCGCUAGUUCUCCAUAUUCCCAAACUCUUCCUAUUUCCAAAAUCUAUUAACACACCUCUUUAAACACCUCCAAUUAUGUAGGGUGGCAUGGUAGUGUAGCAUUUAGCGUAAUAUUAUAGCGCUAACAACCCGGUUCAAUCCCAUUGUAAGUAGCUAGUAUGCUUUCUGUGUAAUUGUGCAAGUUAUUUCCCCGGGUACUCCAGUUUCCUCCCAUAUUCCAAAGAUAUGCAAGUUAGUAGGUUAAUUGGUCACAUGGGUAUAAUUGGGCAGCAUAGGCUUAUUGGGCCAGAAGAAUCUAUUACCGUGCUAUAUCUUUAAAUAAAUAAAAAAUAAAUAAAUGAUCCUGUCUCCACAAUUACCCAGGGUAGAGAAUUCCAUUAAUUCAUCACCUUCUGUGAGAAGUUGUUCCUAUUCACCUCAAAUUUAAAUGACUGUUCCUUAACUUGGCAAUCACAUCACUGUUCGAGAUUCUGCCCGUAGUGGAAAUAUCCUGACAUUGACCCUGUCAUGCUCCUCACUGUGCUAUACUCCAAAGAAUACAGAUCUAAUAAAUUUAGUCCCUUGUUACAGGAAAAUCCUUUUAUCCCAGGCCUUAGUCUAAUGAUUAGUGUAAAUAGAUUCUUGACUCCUGUUUCUUUAUGUAAGUUAUUCCCCAUCACCCCAUGCAACUGUACAUGAGCUACCCCUGCACAGACUGAAGAGAACUUUGUUGGUUUGAUUGAUGCAGCAAUGCUUUGGACAAAACCCAUUGGGUCACUGGUAAAACCACGAAGCCAAUUUCAAACUCAUUGAACUAAUAUCUUGCUAGUCAAAUUUAUUUUUCUGUGCUUCAUCUCCGUAACAUUUGAUAUUUUGUGGGACUACCAACUCUGGUUUCAUAUGUGUCUAGCCACCUUCAAUCAGUCACCAAUGGCCAUUUGUGCAUUCCAUUACUCACAGCAACUGCACAGUGAACACAUUAUUUGCCACUUGCUGGAUAGUCACCUGGAUAGUCAUAUGGUCUCUUCUCCAUCUUGAAUAUAUUUAAAGCUAUUCAGAGCAUGUUCAAAUUAAACAAAAAUAAAGACAUUUUGUUUAUAAGUUUUGUUUGCAACAGGGUCGAGGAGACUCAGAAGCCAUAGCAUUUUAAUAAGGUAUAUUCCCAUUACACCAACCCAUGUCCCUCAAAUUAAUUUGUUAUUAAACCAAAGAGUUAAAUUAUCUAUAACUAAAUUAAUAAUUAGGUCAGAAUUACUAAUUAUGAAACUACCAGAUGGUAAAAACAAAACCAUCUGAUUUAGUAAAGGCUCUCAGGGAAGGAAAUCUGUCAUCAUUAUUCAGUUUGUCAUGUUGAUAACUCCAAAUUCAUCUAGAUCACUGGUAAACUGCCUCAUUAGUUCAAGGCUAACUAGGGAUGGAUAAUAAAUGCUGACAUGCACUUCUUCAAACAAAUAUAUUAAGUAUUACUUUGGGGUGCUAUAGGGAAACAAUUACAAUUUAUUCCCAAGUCAGGUAACAAUGCAUAUGUUAAUUUAAAUCUAUCAUUGGGUUUUAUUACUACCAAUUUUGUGUACCAGCCAAAUUAUAUUCACUUAACCUACUUACUGACUGAGCUCAUCAGUACUCCAAAUAUAGAACAUAGAAUAUUACAGCAUAGUACAGUCCUUUUGACCCGCAAUGUUGUGCUGAACUUUUAACCUACUCCAAGAUCAAUCUGAUCCUUCCCUCCAACAUAACCCUCCACUUUUUCUAUCAGCCAUGUGCUAUCUAAGAGUUUGUAAAAUGCCCCAAACAGUAGUUUGUGCAGAUUCGGCAUGUCAUCUAAAAUUUUGACAAAUUUCUAUAGAUGCACAGUGGAGAGCAUCCUGACUGGAUGUAUCACAGCCACUAACACUAACCAGUGUCCAAGAAUAGAAAAGCCAAAAAAGUAGUUGAUACAACCUGUCCAUCACAGGAGAAGUCCUCCACCAUUGAGCACAUCUACAGAGAGUUCUGCCACAAGGAACCCCACGAUCCAAGCCACGUGCUCUUCUUGUUGCUGCCGUUGGGAAGGAGGUACAGGAAUUUUGGGUCGCUAUACUACUAGGUUAAGGAACAGUUGUAGCCCUUCAACCAUAAGGCUCCUGAAUCGAUGUGAAUAACUUUAUUCACCUGAACAAUGAAUGGAUUCAUAUGGACUUACUUUCAAGGACUCUACAACUCAUGUUCUCAGAAUUAUUUAUUUACUAUUUUACUAUCAUUAUUAUGUCUUAUUACAUUUUCAUAGUUUCUCUUGACUUGCACAGUGGUUGUUUGACAGUCUGUGUGUAGUUUUUCCACUUAAAAUCUUGAAUUUCUUUCUUCUGAUGUGAAUGCCCAUAAGAACAUGAAUCUCGGGGUAAUAUAUGGUGACAUACACAUACUUUGAUAAUAAAGUUCCUUUGAUCUUCAAGAAGUUACAAUCACUUCUGCAUUUUAAAGCACCUGAUGCUCAUAACCAUGACUUCUCUAACAAUGCAACAGUAUAACAAGGCAGCAUCAUUAAUUGUCAUACAUGGAAACAAUUUCAAAACAAUUAAUGAUUGUACAAUUUAGUAAAAAAAAAUUUCCAAAGUAUAUUUGCAUAACUUCAAAAAGCCACAAGCUACAAAUAUCAUGUAUUAAAGAUAAAUGGGUGAGUUUGUGCAAUGUUGCAGCUCAUAGUUUAUCUCAAAUAGGGAAAAAAAGGACAGUUGUCUUAUUCAUUAUCUAUUAAAUCUGAAUGGCUCUUAAAUUUGAGCUGUUGCAGAAGUAAUUACAUUUAAUCAUUUUUAUCCUUUAAAAUGCAUUUUUAAGGCUGAGAUCUAUUGAUGUUUUAAAACAUUUAUGCAUUGCUCACUAAGUUAUUUUAAUGUAGACAAUUAUGAACUUCAAACACAUGGUUAGUAAUGAGACAACAAUUAAAACAGUAAGCAAUAUUUGCAACAAAAGUUUUGAUGCAAAAUAACUGAGAAUAAACUAUCAAGAACUGGUAAUCAAAUUCUGAGCAUUUUGCUUUAUACAAUUUGCAACAUUUUUAUACUUUACAGUGGAUUCCUAGAGUUCUGUGUGCCUGAGGAACAGUCUUUGUUGUUUCUUUUCUCUAGGACAUUCUUCUUAGUUUAGCUGGAGACAUUCAUAAUGAUUCAUUGAUGAUGAUUUUUUUUUGAUUUGCUCUUUGUUUUACUUGAUUUUUAUCUUCAGGCAGUCCAAAAUCAUUUAUAUGGUUAUAUGAUACAAACUCAAAUGUCCAAACAAAGCAAUCACACAAGAGGAAGCCAAAUUUAAAACUGCUGCUGCUUCUUUUAAACUCCUGAAUAAAACUCAAAACACCUCCCUAUGUAUUAAAGAGUGCUAUAUUUUAAUGAGGGGAUAAGAAACUGCAGAUGCUGAAACCUGAACCAAAAGCAAACUGCUUCAGAAAGUCAGUGGUUCAGGUAGCAUUGACAGAGGCACAGUACUGAUACAGGGUUUCAACUCGAAAUAUUGACUCCCUAUGCUUCCACAGCUUGAGUCAGGUGCUAAAAAUACUACUUGUAUGCAGUUCAUUUAAAUAAAUAGAAUCCUUCAAUGUGUUCUGCAAUGAGAUGUAUCAAGACAGAUGAGAAAGGAGAUGGCUCUGAGUGCGACAACAAAUUUUCUUCAUCGCUAAUUUGCUGUUGCUGCACUUCCUUCUCAAGAAGCAUCUCAAAUGGCAAGUUACAAAGGUAAGCUUACAGUUGGAAGAAAAAGUUUGUGAACCCUUUUGUGAACCUGGUUUUCUGCAUUAGUUAUUUAUAAAAUGUGGUUUGAUCUUCAUCUAAAUCACAAUAGCAGACACAAUCCAUCUAAACCAGGGAUUGUCAACCUGUGGCGUAUUGGAUGAUUAGAAGUGGUGCAUUGCACCCCAGUGAUAAUAAUAAAAAAGUAAGCCUACUCAUGCAAAGAGUAUUAACCAAAAACCGAUUCAUAGGAAAAAAAAGAUCUAUAACAGGAAUUCAUGUAGUUUAGAGCUAGAAAUGGGUUUUACUGAGAAUAAAUCUAAAACUUAAUUAUUUUUAGCGAUUUUAUUGUUGCUGCACAUCUUUUGGUGAAUAUUAUCUUCUUUCACAUUAAUCUGUUUUCAAUCUUAAAAAAUAUUCAAUGAGUCAAACUAGGAAAGAAGAACCUUUUGUUCUGCGGUCGUUCCCUAACUGUUCAAUACACGUUUGUUACUUGUUUGAUCCUGAGGCACCAAGCGUCUGCAUCAGUAGUGCGUCGCAGGUUUUUGUCAGUCAGUUUACAAUUGACACUCGUGUGCUACGGAGUUGUGCUUUGUUCGUCUUUUGUGAACAUUUGCAGUUUUGUGAUCUUUGCAGGAUGCCCACUCCUAGAAGAGUAGCAAUAGUACUGAAUUUCUUCCAUUUGUAAACAAUUUCUCUUACUGUGAACUGAUGAACACUCAAGGCUUUAGAAACGCUUUUGUAGCAAUUUGUAGCUUCAUGCAUCUGUACAAUUCUUCUGCUAAGGUCCACUGAAAGUUGUUUUGAUUGAGGCAUGGUGCUGAUGCACCAUCAAUAACUCUCGGAGACGUGAGGUGAGGGAUAGGCUUUUAUUAGCUGAAAGAGCACUAUCAGCAGCAAGAGACCACCACACAACAUCCUGGAGACUGAGGGAGGAGCAGUGCCUCCGAUCGCCUUUAUACAGGGGUCUGUGGGAGGAGCCACAGGAGCAGUCAGCCGUGGGGGGGGGGGGGGCGUGCCCAGACAGAUAUAUGUAGUUCACCACAGGUGCACAUAAACAGAUCUUUUUUUUUAGAAGAGCAGGCUCUGUCAGUAACCUGACUGUGUGUGUCUUUUUUUGAAAAAAACAGGUCAGGGUACCUCUAUGACCCACACUUUCAAUCUCAUCUCAUUGAUUGGAACAUUCGACUACAAAAGGCUUUUGUGGAAGGCAUCACUCCAGAGGUUCACAUACACUUUUGAACUAAGUGUGAUUGUUUAAAUAGUGUUCUCAGUAUUGACAAGUAGUAGUACAAUUGUUUGUGCUAUUAGUUUAGGUAGAUGGUGGCUGUCUAUUAUUCUGACUUGAAUAAAGAUCAGACCACAUUUUAUGAGUAAUUAAUGCAGGAAACUUCCAAAAGAAAUGGUAGAGGCAGGUUUGAUUUUGUCAUUAAAAAAAAAUUGGAUAGGUAUAUGGACAGGAAAGAAAUGGAGGGUUAUGGGCUGAGUGCAGGUAGGUGGGACUAGGUGAGAGUGAGCGUUCGGCAUGAACUAGAAGGGCCAGGAUGGCCUGUUUCCAAUGCUGUAAUUGUUUAUAUGGUUAUAUGGAAACUAUACAUAAUUGCAAAGGGUUCAUAAACUUUUCCUUGCAACUGUACAUUAAGGGAAGUGAGGAAGCAAGCUGACACUACCUGCAACUUGUAAGUAAAUCAGGAAUGCGAAAAGGGUAAAAUGUGAAAGAUAUAACAUCUUCAAUGUUUACAGGACCACUACUGGGCACAGAUUUAGCAAUGUAGGACAACUCUAUGUGGGCUAUAGCAAGACCAUCAUGGAUGAUAGUCAAAGAUGGAAGACAUAUGUGGGACUAAUGGUGAAUAAAAUAUUGGAUUGAUGUCUCCUCCCUUCUUUUCUCCCCCCUUUGUGAUGGCAAGAAUGUUCAUUCAAUUGGGAAGUUAUGCAAAAUUAAAUAAAUAAAAUCCAGCACACAGGCAUAAAUCUGAACAUCUGCUGGGUCAUUUUGCAAGGUUCACCUAAUACAAUCAGACAGAUGAAGCAUGCUUAUAACCUGCUCUAUCUGAUAUCAUGUGGCAGUGUGACUUUCUGUCUAUACAUUGCAUGCAAGGUCCACAUGACAUCAACAAAUAGACCUCAUUGUUCUAUGGUAACUUUUGUUUAUUGUGGUGGAUAAAAUAAACACAGUGCAGCAGAAUUAAGACUUGUCUUCACUAGACAGCAAUGUUUGAUUUACUGCUAUUGACUGCACAACUCCUGAACUUAAGGGAGUAGAAUCUUUAUUUACUGUGUUGACAAGUUGUAUAUUAUGCAUAUAGUCACUGGGACUGCGCCAUAAAUAAACCUCCAGUGAAAUACUUUAUCCACUUAUUACUUGUUGGCAGAAGAAAACAAACUCUAGCCUAUCUUUACCAACUAUCAGAUGGAAAACAGUAACAUGUUGCAAAUAUUUCCAUCAACACUUGGCAGAGGCUAGAUGCAUAACUAUUUAUCAUUAUGGUUGUCUUGACAGACACCGGCAAUGUAGUCCUUGGCUACUCAGACAUUUCAGACCUUUAAAUUCCUGGAUGUCACUCUCUCAGAGGACCUGUCCUGUACCCAUCAUAUAAAUAUAUUUGCAAAGAAAGCACGACAGCACCUCUACUUCCUCAGCAGAAAUUUGGCAUGUCAUCAAAAGCCCUCGUAAACUUAUAUAGAUGUAUGGUGGAAAGUGUGCUGACUAACUGCAAUAUAGCCUGGUAUGGGAACACCAAUGCCUUUGAGCGGAAAAUCCUACAAAAGGUAGAAGAUUCAGCCCAGUACAUCAUGGGGGUAAAACCCUCCCAAACAUCAAGCACAGCUAUAUGAGAAGUUGCCAUAGAAAAGCAGCAUCCACCAAAGAUUCUCACCAUCUAGGCCAUGCUCUCUUCUUGCUGCUGCCAUCAGAUAGAAGGUACAAUUGCCUCAGGACUCACGCCAGCAGGUUCAAGAACAGUUACUACCCCAAAACCAUCAUGCUCUUAAGCAAAAGGGGAUAACUACAUUCAUUUUACUUCUGGUGUUCCCAUAACCAAUGGUCUUACUUUAAGGACUCUAUCUUGUUACUUCAUGCUUGUUAUUUAUUGCUAUUUGUUUCUAUCUGCAUUUACACAAUUUAUUGUCCAUU